CAGUAGCCCCGCUCCUCUAAACUUCUCACCAGUAGCCUACAUCAACUCCUUGGAGCGGGGCGUGGACUGUCCGCUCCUAAAUUUGAGCAGACGGACGACUUUCGGGAAAAAAAAAAAGAGAAACUCACAAGAAACCGAUCGAUAAGCAGCCGGCUACAUGAUCCUGACAUUAAAGCAGACUGAAGGAGAACCACACACCCCAGAGAGGACACCUACAGUAUAACCAUGGAUGACAUCUUCACACAGUGUCGAGAAGGAAACUCUGUGGCUGUCCGUCUGUGGCUGGACAACACAGAGAAUGACCUCAACUUAGGUGAUGACCAUGGUUUCAGCCCCCUCCACUGGGCAUGCAGGGAAGGAAGGAGCGGUGUGGUUGACAUGCUCAUCAUGAGAGGUGCUCGGAUUAAUGUGAUGAACCGUGGAGAUGAUACACCGUUACAUCUCGCAGCCAGCCAUGGACAUAGAGACAUUGUUGCGAAGCUGAUUCAGUGCAAAGCUGACCCCAAUACAGUUAAUGAACAUGGAAACACACCACUCCACUAUGCCUGCUUCUGGGGCCAAGACCAAGUGGCGGAGGAUUUAGUUGCCAGCGGUGCCCAGGUGUGUAUAUGUAACAGGUAUGGUCAAACACCUUUGGACAAGGCCAAGCAACACUUAAGACAACUGCUUCAAGAAAAGGCAGAGAAAAUGGGCCAGAACAUGACCAAAGUCCCCUACAAGGAAACUUUCUGGAAAGGCACCAUGCGAACACGACCUCGUAAUGGUACCCUGAACAAGCAGGCCGGUAUUGAUUACAAGCAGCUAUCGCUUCUAGCCAAGAUCAAUGAAAACCAGUCUGGAGAGUUAUGGCAGGGUCGAUGGCAGGGGGACGAGAUAAUAGUGAAGGUGCUACAGGUGAGGGACUGGACCACAAGGAAGAGUAGAGACUUUAAUGAGGAGCAUCCGAAGCUGAGGAUUUUUUCUCACCCAAACAUUCUCCCUGUUCUCGGUGCUUGUCAGUCGCCUCCAUCCCCUCACCCCAUAAUUAUUACCCACUACAUGCCAUAUGGAUCCCUCUAUAACAUCCUGCACCAGGGCACAACUCUGGUGGUUGACCAAAGCCAAGCAGUGAAAUUUGCACUGGACAUUGCCAGUGGUAUGGCCUUCCUCCACACCUUAGAGCCAAUGGUUUCACGACUUUACCUUAACAGUAAGCACGUCAUGAUCGAUGAAGACAUGACAGCCAGAAUAAGCAUGGCCGAUGCUAAGUUCUCUUUCCAGUGUCCUGGUCGUAUGUACUCUCCAGCAUGGAUGGCUCCUGAAGCUUUGCAGAAAAGGCCCGAGGACAUCAAUAGGAGAUCUGCUGACAUGUGGAGCUUUGCAGUGCUACUGUGGGAGCUAGUUACCAGAGAAGUCCCAUUUGCUGACCUUUCACCCAUGGAGAUAGGCAUGAAAGUGGCUCUGGAGGGUCUUCGGCCGACCAUCCCACCAGGAAUUUCCCCUCAUAUCUGUAAGCUGAUGAGGCUCUGCAUGAACGAAGACCCAGCCAAGAGACCCAAGUUUGACAUGAUCGUCCCCAUCCUGGAAAAGAUGCAAGACAAGUGAACGCCUCCUCAGAACAUAGUGCAGUCCUGUUUUACUAUUAUUUUCUAUCAUCAAACCACUCUGUAUCAUCACUUCAGUCGUAUAUCUGCUAAGCCACUGUAAAUAUUAAUAAUGUCAGAGACCACUUUAGCCACCCAGUUACAGUGCUUUUCUUGUAUAAUUUAAAUUUGAGAUAUAAAUGUUCUUUAGCUAAAAUAAUGUAUGUUGCUCUUUUAUUAUGGCUGAACUUAAAUAUUAAUACAUCCACAUGGGUUGUAUUUAGUCAGUCAGACAGAAUUGCUCAGAUGCAAAUCCAAAGAAAUGUGUAUAGAAAUAAUGCUUUUAUACACAUUAUUAAUGCCAAUGCAAUAAACAUUUUAUAUUUAUGA
Molecule: messenger RNA, 1952 nt
Organism: Sphaeramia orbicularis (orbiculate cardinalfish)
Lineage: Eukaryota; Metazoa; Chordata; Actinopteri; Kurtiformes; Apogonidae
Gene: ilk
Product: integrin-linked kinase
Exons: 13
Coding region: 226-1584 (452 amino acids)
Biological process (GO): integrin-mediated signaling pathway; cell-matrix adhesion; substrate adhesion-dependent cell spreading
Cellular component (GO): focal adhesion; stress fiber
Molecular function (GO): protein binding; ATP binding; protein serine/threonine kinase activity
Source: RefSeq, a predicted model, not a curated record